GCACUGAAACUCGUGGUGUGUGUAUUUUGCGUGGUGUAUUUUGCAAGGCUAUAUAAAACCAAACCGUAUUUUGUAUUGACUUGUGUAUUGGUAUUGGUUGGUAUUCCUCCUGGUAUUCAAUCGGUAUCUUUAAAUAACCACAGCGCAAGUGCCUACUUACCACUUUUCCUCUUGUAUAGUGAUUUGAUUUCUUUCCUCUUUAGGGAAGGAGCAAUAGGAGUACAUACAUUGGCCUGCCACCAUGCUCUGACCAGUGAGCUGCGUCUGGCUCGUUAGGUCUAAACACCAGGCACAGCUGCAGCGGGUCGUCGGUACUCGGUAGUCCUGCCAGGUUCAUCAGCGGCUUCAACUGCUACUGCCUCAGUGGCUUCAACUACCCCUCCCUCGGCGUCUGAAGGGUCUGCCGCCGCCGGCCGCGGACCGCCCCGCGCCGGGUGGUCAUGUCGCUCUGCCGGCUGACCCGGCUGCGGGCCCGCCUGCCGCCCUGCCGCCGUCUCUCCGGGGACGGCGGCGGUCGGGACGCGCCGCCGCCGGAGCCGCUCCCCUCGCUGCUGGAGCCCACGCACCCGGCCGACGACCGGCAGUGGAGCGACGCGGCGCUGUACCCGGAGGGCUCGCGCGGCCGCCAGAGCCAGGCGCGCCGCUCGGCGCGGCCGGCGGUGGACCCGCGGCACACCUCCGUGCUGCUGUUCCCCGGCCAGGGCGCGCAGCGGAUCGGCAUGGCCGACCGUCUGCUGCCCUUCCCGCACGUGGCCGACAUGUUCGCCGAGGCCAGCGACAUCCUCGGGUACGACCUGCUGGAGCUGUGCCGGCGCGGCCCGGCGCCGCGGCUGGACCGCACCGAGCACGCCCAGCCGGCGCUGCUGGUCACCUCCCUGGCGGCCGUCGAGCGGCUCAGAGACGAGCGGCCGCGCGCCGUCGACUCCUGCAUGGCCGCCGCCGGCUUCAGCGUCGGCGAGCUGGCGGCGCUCACCUUCUCUGGCGCGCUGUCGUUCUCGGCGGCCGUGCGGCUGGCGCACGUGCGCGGCCAAGCUAUGCAGCUGGCCUCGGAGCUGGCGCCGUCGGGCAUGAUGACGGUGCUGUGCCGGCCGGACGCGCGGCUCGGCUUCGCCUGCUCGCUGGCUCGCCGCUGGUGCGAGGAGCACGGCCUGGAGGCGCCCCAGUGCGCGGUCGCCUCGUUCCUGUUCCCGCAGUGUAAGGUGGUGGCCGGGCACGUGGAGGCGCUGGACUUUAUCGCCGAGCGGGCGGCGGAGUUCGGACUGCGCCGGUGCACGCGGCUGCGGGUCUCUGGCGCGUUCCACACGCCUCUGAUGGCGCCGGCGGCCGAGCCUCUGCGUGCCGCGCUGGCCGACACCCGCAUCUCGGCGCCGCGGGUGCCCGUGUACAGUAACGUGGACGGCCGCCAGUACCGGUCGGCCGAGCACGUGCGCCGCCGGCUGGUCGAACAGCUCACCAAGCCGGUCAAGUGGGAGCAGACCAUGCACGUGCUGUACGAACGCUCGCCCGGGGUGCCGUUCCCCGAUACGUACGAAUGCGGACCCGGCGACACGCUCACAGCAAUACUGAAGAAGGUCAACGCCAAAGCGGCGGACUCGUGCACCAGUGUCGAGGUGUAGUUGCGGCUGCGGCCGCCAGGGGCGCUGAUGUAGUGCCAGUUCUGACUGCCGCCGCUACGGGCGCUGAAGUAGCGGCAGUGCCAGUUCCUACGGCGGCCGCCAGAGGCGUUGUGAUUCGCUCGUGCGAUAAUGGUCGGAUGGUGAGCUUUGUUGUUGAUUUUGAUGAGCAUAGUGACGUGUGACUUGUAAUAGAAGCGCUCCAAACAGA
Molecule: messenger RNA, 1824 nt
Organism: Amphibalanus amphitrite
Lineage: Eukaryota; Metazoa; Arthropoda; Thecostraca; Balanomorpha; Balanidae
Product: probable malonyl-CoA-acyl carrier protein transacylase, mitochondrial
Exons: 2
Coding region: 441-1616 (391 amino acids)
Molecular function (GO): transferase activity
Source: RefSeq, a predicted model, not a curated record